CCGGUUUUAUUUUGUGUGCGUGUUCUAAUGCGGUUUAGCUGCAGUGAUUUUUAAGUGAUUUUUUUGUUUGUUUUUAGAGUGUAUAAAAGUUCUAUUGAAUAUAUUAACAACAUUCAUUUGUAAAAACAACACAUUUGUCGGUGAUCCACCGUACAAUCAACACCGUUGCAUAGCUGCAAACACCGUCUAAUAAUAUACAGAACGGCGUGGCGAGUUCUUAGCCAAUAAGUACUACUGCAUGGUGGAACUAAUCAUAUUUUUUACCUGGGCCCGCGAUUCAACAAACUUCAUUACAUGUUGUUGGAGAAAGUUAAAACAAUCAAUCAGAUCAGAGUCAAGUCAGUUUUAUAGAUUUGCUGAAAGUGAAAUAAUUUUUGUUUAGUGUUCUGGUUUUUUUAUGUAUAUGUAUCAGUGGAACAACAACAGUGACUUAGUGUGUGAAAUAAUAUCUAAAAAAAAAAAAUUAUUUAAAAAUAGUGAAGUGAAAGUAUUAUUGGGGCAAUGAUUCCAGAAAUUGUGCCGAGUGCCGCCUCAACGGCAACACCAACAUAUAAUCCACCCCCGCAUUAUACGGCGCAUGUUCGUAUAUUGUGUGAUACAAAUUUGGAUGAUGAAUCCCGUUUGCAACAAUGUAUUAAGAUUUCUCAACCAUUUAUAGAUUUAAUCGUUGCAUUUAUUGCAAUACCAUUACUUGUAAUGUUUGGUUUAUUAUUACAAGCAAGUUUACAAGAUACAAUUACAACCGCAACAACAUCGAUUACAUCCGAAGUAUUUGAUACAGAAAUUAUUGAUGAGAAUAAUAAUAGUAUUAAUAAAAAUAUUAGUGAUAAUAAUAUAUUAAGUGAUGAAAUCAUAAUUAGUGAUCGUAUUAGUACAAAAAAUUUUGAACAAUGGGAUGAAAAUUUACGUACGCGAUGGACCCGCGUGGGAUUGGGUAUUGCAAUGUUAUCCGUAUGUUUAAUAUUAUUAGGGUAUAUAUCACAAAGGUUGGGAAUGUGUUUUUGGAAGAAACAACCAAGGAUUAUACAUCGAUAUGAAGAACGGUAUCCUGGUGAUGAUUCUGAUAAUGAGUCAACCGCCGGUUGUUCAACACAAUUAUACAGAGAAGAUCCACCAAGCUACGAUUUAGUAGUAAAUUGUUACGACAUACCACCUCCAGCAUACAAUACAAUUAAAAUAUCUGAAGAGGAUUAUCCAAAAAUUCACAGUCAAAAAUAGUACCCAGAUAGACUUUCCUGAAUUUCCAUUCUGUGAUCUUAGAAUGAGUAUAUAUAAUAAAAGAAAAGACCUUUUUCUGUGAGAAGUACGAACAAUUUAAUAACUUAAGUUUUUCGUGCAUAGACAAUUAGCUAUUUGACGUCCGAGAAACAGCCAGAAAAGAAAAUUGCAAAUAAUCUUUCUUAUAUGUAAUUGAGGGAUAGUAUUUCAUGAGAAUGUCGUCAUUUUAAUUAAAUUACAAGUGAAUAGGUAUAUUUCUUGAGAAUAGUUUUAGUUGUUCACGCCAAUUGCUUCAUUUAUUAUGUAAUAUGCUGUAAAUAUGUCUAUCUGGGUAAAUUAAAAAACUAUAUUUAAAAAUUAUGUGAUACAAAAAACAAUUAUUUAUGUACUCUCAAAUGUAAUUAAUUGUAUGCCUGUGAAAUCGAGUGAUUGAGAUAUUUUUUUUUUUGUAAAAACUUUGUAAAUAUUAUAUGAAAAUUUAUUUAAUGGAUGGAAGCAAAAAAAAAACUACGUGUGAAUAAAGGAACAAUUGUU
This is a messenger RNA of Chrysoperla carnea, 1752 nucleotides long. RefSeq lists its product as uncharacterized. The transcript is spliced from 4 exons. NCBI's taxonomy places the organism in Eukaryota, Metazoa, Arthropoda, Insecta, Neuroptera, Chrysopidae. The coding region runs from base 502 to 1218 and encodes 238 amino acids. The record is from RefSeq and is a predicted model, not a curated record.